This is a messenger RNA of Strongylus vulgaris, 261 nucleotides long. NCBI's taxonomy places the organism in Eukaryota, Metazoa, Nematoda, Chromadorea, Rhabditida, Strongylidae. The record is from the annotation of a GenBank genome assembly.
AUGGUCGAAAGCCAUAGGACAACACUAACACCAGCAUUGAAUGAGUUAGUGGUAACGUCAACAGAUCCGCCGACGUUGACUACGACGCCGCGACGUACGACAGAGAUCGUAUUUUUCACACAUACACGUCCGUCCACCUUCAGAGAUCCGAAAUGUCGUGACAUGCGCUAUUCGUGCGCAUUUUGGUUGCAACAUAAUCCCGCCGUAUGUCAGGAGCAGGAGUCAUUCAUGAAAGCUCAGUGUGCGUACACAUGCAAGUAC